Molecule: messenger RNA, 1102 nt
Organism: Leptosomus discolor (cuckoo roller)
Lineage: Eukaryota; Metazoa; Chordata; Aves; Leptosomiformes; Leptosomidae
Gene: HSD17B11
Product: hydroxysteroid 17-beta dehydrogenase 11
Cellular component (GO): lipid droplet
Molecular function (GO): steroid dehydrogenase activity; oxidoreductase activity, acting on the CH-OH group of donors, NAD or NADP as acceptor
Source: RefSeq, a predicted model, not a curated record
GGGCUUGCGGAAAGAAAUGAAUCCGUUUCUGGACCUUCUCCUGGUUUUGGCUACGCUCGUCUACUCCUACUUAGAGGCUUUUGUGAAGCUCUUUAUCCCCGUGAAGAGAAAGUCUGUCAGCGGGGAGCUUGUUCUUAUCACAGGUGCUGGCCAUGGCGUGGGGAGAGCGACUGCCUUCGAGUUCGCCAAGCGUCAGAGCAGGCUGGUUCUGUGGGACAUCAAUAAGCAGAGCAUUGAGGACACGGCAGCAGAAUGCGAAAGGCUGGGAGCCACUGUUCACGCCUUUGUGGUGGACUGCAGGAAAAGGGAGGAAGUCUACAGCACUGCAGAGAAGGUGAAAAAGGACAUUGGGGAUGUCUCCAUCCUGGUGAAUAACGCUGGUGUGAUUACAGCUGCCGACCUACUCUCAACUCAGGACCACCAGAUUGAAAGAAUGUUUGAAGUCAACAUUCUUGCUCACUUCUGGACCACAAGAGCUUUUCUGCCAACCAUGAUGAAAAACAACUACGGUCACAUUGUCACGGUGGCUUCGGCAGCAGGUCAUUUUGUGACUUCUUUCAUGGUGGCUUAUUGUUCAAGCAAGUUUGCUGCAGUUGGAUUUCACAAAGCUCUGACAGAGGAGCUGUCUACCCUGGGAAAGGACGGAAUAAAAACUACUUGUCUUUGUCCGGUUUUUAUAAACACUGGAUUUGUCAAAAACCCCAGUACAAGGCUUGGAAAGAUUUUGGAAAUUGAAGAAGUUGUAGAGGCCUUGAUGGAAGGAAUACUGACCAACCAGAAAAUGGUUUUUGUUCCAUCACAUCUAAGCUUUGCUUUAUUUUCCGAAAUGUUGUUCCCAGAACGCACCUUGGCUGUUCUGAAAAAGCUGACUGAUGUCAAGUUUGAUGCAGUUGUUGGGCAGAGAAGCACCCAGUGAGAAGCAAAAAUUGAUUUCUUAUUUCCCAGUGGCACGAGUGAAAACAGAACACAUGCUGAGCGUAGUUUGGCUGGUUUGAUUCAGUGCAGAACUAAGACAGAUGCUUCCAGGCCAUCAUUUCCAAGCACACCUAAGGGUUUAUCCCACGCCUACAGCAGGGACAUACCUGCAUAACAUGGAGUGUUA